Molecule: messenger RNA, 5016 nt
Organism: Penicillium verhagenii
Lineage: Eukaryota; Fungi; Ascomycota; Eurotiomycetes; Eurotiales; Aspergillaceae
Product: nuclear pore complex Nup192/Nup205 family protein
Exons: 4
Coding region: 1-5016 (1671 amino acids)
Biological process (GO): nuclear pore organization
Cellular component (GO): nuclear pore inner ring; nuclear pore
Molecular function (GO): structural constituent of nuclear pore
Source: RefSeq, a predicted model, not a curated record
AUGGCAGAGCUCACCAACAACCUGGCCGGCCUUCGAGGCUUGUACCAGGAUCUCUCCGCCAUCUCGGACUCUUCGCUGGGCAACAUUGACCGCCUGGUUUAUGAAUUGCAUGCCCACAUUGAAGACUUCCGAAAACUCCUAGAAAAGCCCACCAAAAACAAUACAAGUCGUCAACAAGUACUCUCAGGGAAGAUCACGGUUGCCGGUAUACCUCACGAAAUCAAUCAUGAAUUCCAGCAGGGCGCGCUACACUUGGCCGAUGCCUUAAAUCUCGACGAAUUACAUGCGGCGGAGCUAUUCUACACUGCACAGGAGGAUUCUUUGAUCUUGGAUCGGUCGCCUUUGAUCACUGCCAUUAUGCGAUUCCAUGAGCGGCGGUCUUUCCUCCUCGAAUGUUUGCGCCUCAUUUUCCGCGAAGCAAAUGAGGUGGAACGAGAGCAAACUUCAACUCUUUUGCAUGACAUUCUCUCCGAGAUCUUGGAGGUGAAGAACAACACCAUGCAGAACGCCUCUGUUUACUUAAGGAAGUGUAUGCAGAGCAUGAGCGACAUCCAGACAUGGAUACUACUUCUUGCGGAACAAACCCAGAGAGUCUCGGUCAUCGGCCAAGGAGAAGAUCGCGAUGUCAUGGAAGCCAUAGAAUACCAGCGCCGUAGUCUGCACCAACAACAUGAAUCCCUGGGCGCCAUUCUGUUCUACCUAUUUAAGGGCACGUACACAAGCGCAGAGGACUUCCGCAUCCUCAUUACACUGUUGAAGAAAUUGGAGCGCUUCGAUGGCCUAUUGAUUCAUUACAUCCCCGUUGCAAUCGCAUCUUUCGUUCAGCAUGGAUCCCCAGAGGGAUCUGGAUCACAGGAUGAGGCUCGAAGUCUGCAUACACUUGUCACCGCUGCUAAAGACGGUCAAACCUGGAAGCUACCCACCUUCCAUGCUGCUAUCAUUGCACUCUGGCUGUCAGUUUUCAGCGGGUGGUACUUUGAUGAUGGACCAUCCUCGCCCAUUGCAGGUGCUGACUUGGAAAAGGAAGCGAGGGAACGCACGAAGAUGUUUAUGACUGCCCUUGACGAUGGCGCCCUUGAUUUCAUGCUGGCCAUCUGCUCUACCAUCAACAGUGAAGAGUGGGCUGAUCCAGCACGAACUGAGCUAGUAGCGCUGCUACUCCGAGAAAGCGUCAUUACUUUACCCGAGGUCGACUCUUGCAACGACUACAUGAAGGAGCUUUUGAUGGAAAACUUUGAGGUUUAUGUGGAGUCGUGCAUUGCCAACAUGCCGGAUGCUGUUCGGUUGCUCAAGUCAGAGGAAGACACUCAGAGGUUAGAUCAAAUCACUGCUUUGAGGGAUGGCCUGACAUCGAGUCUCCACCGUGGCUUAGUUGAAGCACGAACUCACCUCGAAUCCCUCUUAAUGAUAAUUUCAUUCUCUUUUGAACAUCGGCAGGAUGCUGCACAGGAAUUCUGGGCCGAUCCCGAUGGCAAUCUUUAUGGCUUUCUCCAAUGGGCCUCUAAGCGUCAGACUGUUCCUCGAGUCAGUGCCUUCUGCGAGAUGCUCUGCUCUAUCUCUGAGGGCGAGGAAAAUGCUGCUGCCGCGCAUCGGUUCCUGUCAGAGGAGGACAAGUUUAUGGGCUCUAAAUUGAAACGGUCAACAACCAUGAACUGGAUGCAAAUGUUUGCCGAAUUGCGUCUCUAUGCCAACCGGGUGACGGAGAAGCCACAAAGUGUUACCACCCAGCAAGGGAAUAUGGUACGGGCUAGAAAGUCUGAGCCCGUGGACAUGAGUGAGCCCGAGAGCCCUGUCAUGUUGACUUGCUACCUUCGUCUCAUCGGACAUUUGUGCAAGCAAAGUGCGACUAUUCGGGAGUGGAUGUUGCAGAAUCCGAAUUUUACUGUCAUUGACACCCUUUUAAAGCUAUGCAGUGGGCCCAUCCCGUCACAUCUCAGAGCGACAACCUUUACCACGCUCUCGGCGUUGAUGGCUGACAAGACUUUUGCUUCUGGAAGUGAUAUGUGGCUUCGGGUCGAUGAGCAUUUGUCAAGCGAGCUCCUGGCCUCCUUAUGUAUUGGCAAAGUUCCUAGUGUUUCCAAGGGCGUAUGGCGCCAACAGCAGGCUUUACAGAUGAUCGGCGAAAGCUUUGACCAAACGAACGCACUCGUCGGUCUUAUCAAUUCGUUGAUCACCCCGGCCUUCGACUUGAGUGAUAAUCCUCUAUCGCUUUCUUUCCCUGAGUUAUUGGGCUCGGCUUAUCGCAUGCCAGGCGUUGAGCCUUAUAUUGACUUCAUUCUGGGACAUGCUGUCUCUCGGAAGAUCCAAGAGCUCAACGAUUAUCAGUCCAGGCUUUUAACUUAUAACUGCAUGGACUUUAUUUUAGCAUGUCUACAGAGCUUCAAUGAGGAUCUCGUUACAGUCCUCAGCCAGCCAUCACACGCUUCUGAUUCUGCAGCAACCACUAUGGCCCUUGCUACAUACGUUCGACUUCACCCUUUUGCUCGCGUCAUGGAGUGGCUUUUCAAUGAAGACGUUCUCAAAGCUUUGUUCUCCAACAGCAACAGGGAUGUCACAGAGAUCGCCCAGGAAUCGUCAAAUUCCGUUGUCGUGUCGACUCUUCUUCGUACCAUCGAGGUGAUGAAUUUGAUCCUGGAUCUACAAUCCACUUAUUUCAACAUUGUCAAGCCAAUGGUCAAGUCGAACUCUGCAGCAAAUAGGGUCAACGUUGCAAACUCGUCUCUUUCUUCUUUUGAAGAUAGUGUGUUGAAUAACCUGGGUCUUGUGUCUGCAUUGUGUCUGUAUUGCGGUACGGGACAUCAGCAACUUACUGUCACAUCCAUGACAUUGUUGGAAAAGCUUUCAAGCUCUCGCAAGCUCAACAAAAUGUCGUCUCCGGAGAUUUCUCGAUGGCAAUCAUCAAACAAAAUCGUGGAGGUCCUCGCUAGUGAAGUUGACAUUGACAGCAUAUCCCGUUCGCUUGUGGCGCAAAUGGCACCGGAUGAGAGAGAACUGGAGUGUGGGGCCGAGGCAGCUGGUUAUAUUAUUCGAGAAAGCUUACUGGCUUUAUUGAACAGCUGUCUUGGAGUGAUCACAGACCGUCCCACAGUAGCACAUCUUCUACUAGGCUUCAGCUCUGUUGGAAAUAUGCUCGAUGUGCCAUCUGAAGGCCUGUUUGCAAUGCGAUCGUCUCUUUUACAUGCCAUCAUUGGUUUCUUACGAGACUACCCCGAUGAACUGGAUGGUUCCAUUGUAUCAUGGACCGUUCAUCUCAAACGCGUUGCCUUUGAGGUUCUAAGGCACCUCUGGUCUUCGAAACUCGCAACAUACUUCACUCUUGCUGAGUUGCGGAUCGACGGGUUCUUACCGCACAUGUUCUCUGAACAAACCCUUGUCGGUCCUAACACUCCCUGGCAUGGCUGUUCGCCGGUGUCGGAUGAGUUCUGGCUGACCGAUGCUGCAUCUGCUUUGGGUGAAUAUCUGCUUUACCGAAGCCAUCUGUUUGCUUAUGCUGCGACUGAAAUUCGUGCGGUGGCCAAGGUCGGAUCACCUAGUCUUCAAGCAGACGUCCUUUCAACCCUACUUGGCGACUCUGUUCUGGAGAAUGGCGAAUCCAUUAGAACUCACUCUGUAUUUGAUCUCUUUGACUUCGCUGAUCUUGAAAUCGCUCGUGAAUUUGAGCUGCCAGAUUUGCAGCUGCUUGAUAAAAUUCCUUUGUCCGUUUGCGCUAAGACGAACGGGGAUUCAUUCGUUCUCUAUAAUAUCGCGGAGCUCGAUGAACUGGUACAAAUUGAGAAGGCAAGGAUCUUUGCCAAUGGAAUCCUCCGAUCUCAAGACGAAGAGUUAUUUCACAAGGAGGCUGAUGCAUUGAAGAUGAUUAUCCACGCGACAAAUCAAUCUCGCCAAAUCCAGCAAAACCGAUAUCUCGCUCUCCGUUCCUGGGCGGAGCUUGUCACCACCAUAGUCAGCUGCUCUGUGCUGGACGACUCGAACAGACCAACUUUCAUCCUCCACGCCAUUCAGCUCAUUCUUCCUAAGCUGGAGAUUUCUAUUGAGGGUGACUCGCCAGAGGCGAUCGAGCUAGCUCGGCUGGCAGAAACACUCAUCGGAAAACUCGCAUCUGAUCUUUCCGCGACCCCUGGAUCACAGAGCGGGGAUUUCAUCGACGAGAAGCUACACCAACUCUUCCAAGUCUCUAUGCGAGGUAUCACAUUAGCCGCAGGGAAUGUGUCGCUGAGGGAAGUUCUCUACGGAAUCUGCUCUCACUACAUCACCCGUAUCACAUCAUCUGAGUCGGUUCACGACGGCCUGCAGCGGCAUAGCCAACAAGUUAUUAAGACAGCUGGGCCUGGACUUGUCGAGAUCAUCUGUGAUGAUGCGUAUACUGGUCAAGAGGCUUGUCGAGCUGCCGCUCUACUUCUUCUGAACUGUUUGGCGGUUCUGGACAGUCGCACCGAUUGUGUUCUCGCAGAUUUGAUGUCACAGUCCAAUUAUCUCAGCCUUUUCCUAGAUGCCAUUAGGUCUUUACCCUAUGAACUACGCAAUAGCUCAGCGACCGAUACCCCCGGUCUAUUGGAAUUUUACGAAUCCCUGCUAGCUUUGCUCCAGCUUCUUUCUCAGACCAAGAAUGGUGCGAUUGUUGUCCUUAAAUCCGGUCUCUUCGAGUCCGUACGAGAGUCACAGUUGUUCACAGCUGAUCCAGACAUUGGUAUCGAUAUCGACAAUCCCGACUCUCUGCGAAAGUUCUACGAUCUCCUUCUAUCUGUGAUCCGUGUCAUCGUAUCUGCGGUCUUCUCUCGGGGUGUCCAUAAUGAGCAGAUCAAGGCACAAAGUCGGGCUUUCAUCGCCGAGAACCGGCCAUGCAUGGUCGGAGUGUUCAAACGGUUUGCCAAGAUUGGGGGUGAUACCCCAGCUGGCCACCAGGAAGCCCUGUGUGAACUUGUCAAGUCCUUUAUGGCACUUGUUACGGCCUCUGACUACCUCGAGUUUGAAGAAUCAGAGGCCCAGCAGACUGUUCGACCUGGCUUGUUCUCAUGA